UACUGCGUGUCCGUCCACUUAAUGAUAAGAAGUGUGCAGAACCGAAGAGCGGGGUUCUGUGUCAGGGCUGCCUCCUCGGUGAAAUCCCUGACAGUGGGGAUGGAUCUGUCUUCGGGGAGAUUGCUGUCAACCUUUUGCGCUCACUAGGGGUCGUCGAAUGUCAGAAAAUCAAUCUGGCAACAACAGGAAGGAGCCAGGCACCGAUGCCUGGAAACACUCUGGGAUUAGCAACCGCAGUGCCUUGCUGAAAUUACAAGUGGAAGAAAUCAAUGGCACUGGCGGAUGCCCGCGGCGAGGCAGAGUGAGUGAAGUGCGUUGGAAAGUUGCAACCGGCGUGCGGGCAGACGAUGCGGGGCAGACUAUUUUGAGGGUAUUUAAUCGCCAGUUUGCAGGGUAAUUUUGAGGAUUGAUGGAGUGACGUCAACACGUACCUUGCUUAAUAGCAAAGUAAUCUGAUUGUGGACGCUGUAAUCUCACCGGCACCGUGCUUUACUCUUUACAUAGCAGCUCUGCUCGCCUCCUCGACCCCGCUGGCCGUUUCCCCUCUGUGUCGAAGAUUGGAUGUUCAGGAAAUACUGGACGUUAUCUCACUGCAACGGCUUCUUCCAUCCUGAAGGUUAAAUAAAGAGAAAAGAAACCCGACUGCGCUAGGAAGGCAGAGAGCAGUGUGAAGAAACUCAAUUUACAACCAAGCAGUUUGCAACAUUGACAAUAAUUAGCCGUUCGGAGCACCGGGCAACAAAGACUUCAUACCGCGCGUGUAGAUGUCACCAUCUCCAACUGUCUCUCACCUUAUUUAAAUAUAUAUCUAGUACCUCUCCACACUCUCUGGAGAGGUUUCCCACAAGGCACAUAUACAUUUAAAACGAAACAUGAAUAUAAUUGCACUGCUACUGACUGUGUUGCCUCUAUCUGGGAAUCUCCACUGGAUUAGUGGAUUCGAUCACGAUUACACGUAUGAUUACUACGAUGAAGAAAAGGCGGAGGUUAUCGAUUAUAAAGACCCAUGCAAAGCUGUUGCAUUUUGGGGAGACAUUGCCUUAGACGAAGAAGACUUGCAACUCUUUCAGAUUGACAGGACAAUUGAUUUAUCAAGACACACCUUGGGCAGCAUUGGGCACACAACAGGUGGAUCUGGAGAACAUAAAGUUUCCAAAAAGAAGGGAACAAUUUAUCAACUUAUAGAUCAGAUACUAAGAUUGGGAACAGACAGUGAUCAAAAUACCACUGACAGAGAAAAGAACAACUCGGAAACAUUAAGAAAGAGCGAAAAGAAAAGAGUUCCCAGAGCUGCAACAUCUCGCGCUGAGAGAAUUUGGCCCGGGAGUGUCAUCCCUUACGUAAUCGGAGGCAAUUUCACAGGUAGCCAGCGGGCAAUGUUCAAACAAGCCAUGCGGCACUGGGAAAAAUACACGUGUGUUACUUUCAUAGAACGGGCAGAUGAAGAAAGUUACAUUGUCUUCACGUACAGACCGUGUGGGUGUUGCUCCUAUGUGGGCAGGCGUGGUAAUGGUCCUCAGGCUAUUUCGAUUGGCAAAAACUGCGACAAAUUCGGGAUUGUCGUUCACGAACUGGGCCAUGUGAUCGGGUUUUGGCAUGAACACACCAGACCAGACCGAGACGAUCAUGUGACCAUCAUUAGAGAAAACAUCCAGCCCGGCCAGGAAUACAACUUCCUCAAGAUGGAGCCUGGAGAAGUGAACUCCCUCGGAGAAUCAUAUGACUUUGACAGUAUCAUGCACUAUGCUAGGAACACCUUCUCAAGAGGAAUGUUUCUGGAUACCAUUCUACCCGGACGUAAUGAAAAUGGCAUACGACCUCCCAUUGGCCAACGUGCACGAUUAAGUAAAGGAGACAUUGCACAGGCAAGGAAGCUGUAUAGAUGUCCAGCUUGUGGAGAAACUCUCCAGGAUUCGUCUGGCAAUUUCUCAUCUCCCGGAUUUCCCAAUGGAUACCCCUCAUACACGCACUGUGUUUGGAGAAUCUCAGUCACACCUGGUGAAAAGAUUGUUUUGAAUUUUACAACCAUGGAUCUCUUUAAGAGUCGCCUGUGCUGGUAUGACUACAUAGAAGUACGAGAUGGUUAUUGGAGAAAGGCGCCUCUUCUUGGUAGAUUCUGUGGUGACAAGUUGCCUGAAGUUCUGAUGUCCACAGAUAGCAGGAUGUGGAUAGAAUUCCGCAGCAGCAGUAACUGGGUUGGGAAGGGUUUUGCUGCAGUUUAUGAAGCAAUUUGUGGUGGCGAAAUCAGUAAAGAAUCUGGACAGAUCCAGUCUCCUAACUAUCCAGAUGACUACAGACCGUUGAAGGAAUGUGUGUGGAAAAUAACAAUGGCUGAGCACUACCACGUCGGAUUAGUUUUCCAAGCUUUUGAGAUUGAGAGGCAUGACAAUUGUGCCUAUGACUAUCUUGAGGUUCGGAAUGGCAAUAAUGAAAACAGUCCACUGAUCGGGCGGUUUUGUGGCUACGAUAAACCUGAAGACAUCAAAUCUACUUCCAAUUCCCUCUGGAUGAAGUUUGUUUCCGAUGGAACUAUUAACAAGGCAGGAUUUGCUGCAAACUUUUUUAAAGAGGAGGAUGAGUGUGCCAGACACGACCACGGAGGCUGUGAGCAACAAUGUGUGAACACUUUGGGUAGUUACAAGUGUACCUGUGACCCAGGCUACGAACUUGCAGCAGACAAGAAAAAUUGUGAAGCUGCCUGUGGAGGACUCCUAUCAAAGUUAAAUGGAACAAUCACCACACCAGGCUGGCCAAAGGAAUAUCCUCCAAAUAAGAACUGUGUUUGGCAAGUUGUGGCUCCCACUCAGUACAGGAUCUCUAUGCAGUUUGAAUUUUUUGAGCUAGAAGGCAACGAUAUCUGCAAAUACGAUUAUGUGGAGAUCCGCAGUGGCCUUUCAUCUGAUUCCAAACUUCACGGAAAGUUUUGUGGGACAGAAGUGCCCGAGGUUAUUACAUCGCAAUACAACAACAUGAGGAUUGAGUUCAAAUCCGACAAUACCGUUUCAAAGAAAGGUUUCAAGGCCCAUUUCUUCUCAGACCGGGAAGCACCAUGCAAAGAGAAAAUUUUUAUUUUUGAAUCCUGCAAGAACCUGCUGCAGGUAUCCCUUUCCAGCCGAGUAGGUAUUAUAGACAGACUGGCGACCUCUGACAGAUUCAGAGAUAAAGACGAAUGUUCCAAAGACAAUGGAGGCUGUCAACAUGAGUGUGUCAAUACAAUAGGCAGUUAUGUUUGUCAGUGCCGAAACGGAUUUGUACUACAUGAAAACAAACAUGAUUGCAAAGAAGCGGAAUGUGAACACAGGAUUUACAGUGCCACUGGUCCCAUCACAAGUCCCAAUUGGCCUGAUAAAUAUCCUAGUCGCAAAGAAUGUACCUGGGAGAUCUCUGCAACUCCAGGCCAAAGAGUGAAGAUUACUUUUAAUGAAUUUGAGAUCGAACAACACCAAGAAUGUGCUUACGAUCACCUGGAAGUGUUUGAUGGGGAGACGGACAAGUUUGCGAUCCUCGGCCGGUUCUGUGGGAGUAUUAUUCCAAAUCCUGUCAUCUCCACUGGAAGUAAAAUGUUCGUUAGGUUUGUUUCAGAUGCAUCGGUACAAAGGAAAGGUUUCCAGGCUACUCACUCUACAGAAUGCGGCGGGAGACUUCGGGCAGAGAUUAAAUCCAAGGAUCUGUACUCCCACGCACAAUUUGGGGACAAUAACUAUCCGGGGCAAGUGGACUGUGAAUGGCAGAUUAUAGCGGAAAAAGGUUAUGGAGUGGAGCUAUCCUUCCAGACGUUUGAAGUGGAAGUGGAAGCUGAUUGUGGCUAUGACUUUAUUGAACUAUUUGAUGGAUUUGACACCACAGCUUCAAGACUUGGACAGUUCUGUGGAUCAGGGCCACCUGAAGAAAUGUAUUCAACAGGAAAUGCCAUUUUGCUCCAUUUUCAUUCUGAUGACACAAUUAAUAAGAAGGGAUUCCAUAUACGAUACACGAGUACAAAAUUCCAGGAUACCCUCCACAUCAAAAAGUAACCCGGACCAUCGAUGAAGUUUCCUUUUUCUUUUUUAUCUUAAAAAAAAAAAAAAGCAAAAAGCAAAAAUAACCUGAAUGAAUUACGAUGACAGAAGGGGGAGGAACUGAAGAAAAUGAAUUGUUGCAAAGUCAGCAGGAAGGUGAAGAACUUCAGUGGAAGACUUAAACAUGCAGACGACCAGAUAGUCUGAGUAUGAAACUCCAGGAACAGAUCACUACUUGCAGAGUAAUUAUAAAGUUUUGCUUGCUGCAUCAGCUUCUGUCCUCUGCUGGCUACAGAGUUUCACCAGGUGGAAAAACUGCUAUACAGACUCCAGCCAACUGCACUAUCCAUACGAAUGAGCCGACAACUUCAACAGGCGCCAUUCAUUAGAUUUCUUCAAUCAGACAAAAAAUAAUAAAAGGAGGAAAUAAUUAUCCUAUGUACUGUUCACUUUUCGACAUGUGGAUUAUUAAUAUAAAGAAAAAAUCCAUUUACUACAUAAUUUAUGAGGUUUUUGUAAGUCUCUUUCUUUUUUUAAACUGGUGACAAUUAUCUGUGAUUUUGUCUCUCAGACACAGGACUUCAAGCAGAACCGAAGAGCACUGUAGCAAACUGUGAAUUCCUUCCGUACCAAAAACAGGUCGAAAAGAGCAUUGAAAAUCCUGAGAGCAUUUUCUAUAUUUUGCUAUUGGGAUGUGCCAGGAUAGUUUUAUAUAAAUGUGUGUGUUGGUAGUUUGCACUUAGAAUGAUACGAAGGGCCUGCCUUUAGGCCCCAGCUAUUGUAUGUGUCCCUGGACUCCACUAUGUAAAUCAUUUGAAGUGACAAGCAUAUGACUUUAUGUGAAUGAAAAUUAAAUUAAUAGAUAACCAGUUAAGAAUAGUGUUACCGCAGUAGUGUGCGCAAAUGGCCAUGGAGUAUUAGAAAGAAAAAUAGCUAACUGCAAUUCCAUAACAGUACCCUUAUAGCCAUUCUCUGUUGAACAAAAUAUAAUUAAACUGGUGAUAAUUUCUAGUGUUAUGAUUUUCAGCGAGAGGAACAAAAUAGAUAGAUUAACUCUGUGACCUCUACACCCCACAAUUCAGUCAACCUUUCAUGAUACACGGAUCUCCUGAUUUGACAGAUGAACUGACGAUGAGGAAAAGAAUAAUACCCCUGAAAAGUUGAUAACUCCUGGAAGACCAGAGAAAAGCCAUGCAAAGCAGGUUUCCAACGGUGCUACUCCAUGUUCCAAACCAUUUUGGUUUUAUGAGCCAAACAACCUUCAGAAUAUUGUCUGAUUUUCAAAAACAGUUGCAGGCAUCAGCAGAAGGGCAAAGACAAAUCUCAUCUUGAACAUAAAAUAAAAUCGGAGUGCUGUAAAACCACUAGUCCUAUGGAGACUGAAACAUUUAAUGCCUUUAGGAUGAUUCCUUGUAGAUCUUGCACAAUGCACACAAGCUUUUAUGUACAACUCUGAACACUUGAUUUAAGGUAAUUCAACGACUUGAACACUUUUUGAUCAUUGUUUGCCGUGUAGAGAAUGUCCACGAAGUCAAUGUAUUUAAAUGCAAUGCAAAAGUGAAAUGUUUUAACAUAGCUAGGGUAUAGAAAUGGUGAAUAACCAGUUUGCAGACUGGCAGUUCAAUCUCAAACCAUUCUCGCCGUGUUCCACGAGAGAACCAUAAUAUUGGAUAUUUCAUUGCAGCACACCUGCAUUAUUAUGUGUUAAUUUACAAAGACAUUAUAAGGCUAAGCAGUGAAAUUAUUACAGUACGUGCCAAGUUCAAUUUGAAUUUGUUUGCUGAAAGCCAAUCUGUAUUUUUGUUAACUUUAUAAGCAGAACAUUGUGGCUUCUGAAGCUUCUUAUUAAAGGUUCGUUCAGGUUAAGGUUCAGGAGUAAAAUCAAAUGUCAUUGCAAGAGAAGUUACAUUGAAAUGUCUUUCACACAGUAGUUUGCUACCUACAUUAGCACCAAUGAUCUUAUUUGUACCUGUAUUAUAUCAUUUGUUCAUGGAAACAUCAUUAGCACUAAUAAAUAUGUUUUUACAAACAUUA
This is a messenger RNA of Amblyraja radiata (thorny skate), 6032 nucleotides long. It is a transcript of the gene tll1, whose product is annotated as tolloid-like 1. Gene Ontology annotation, biological process: proteolysis. Gene Ontology annotation, molecular function: calcium ion binding; zinc ion binding; metalloendopeptidase activity. The transcript is spliced from 23 exons. The coding region runs from base 873 to 4013 and encodes 1046 amino acids. The record is from RefSeq and is a predicted model, not a curated record. Lineage: Eukaryota; Metazoa; Chordata; Chondrichthyes; Rajiformes; Rajidae.